Molecule: messenger RNA, 423 nt
Organism: Zygosaccharomyces rouxii
Lineage: Eukaryota; Fungi; Ascomycota; Saccharomycetes; Saccharomycetales; Saccharomycetaceae
Exons: 1
Coding region: 1-423 (140 amino acids)
Source: RefSeq, a predicted model, not a curated record
AUGGGAUUAUGUUCCAGUAAAUCUGCUCAAACACCUGCUACUAAUAGCAGGACUGAUCAAACUACAAUUACUCAAAGAACAGCUCCUUCACAGCGUGCAGGAACGCAACCACAGACACUUGCUAAGACUCAAAAACAGACAAAACCUGAGAGAAUAAAACCAUCGGCAAAGACUGUUACGAAGACAUCUCAAGCUCAAACCAUAGGCGGUACAAUCGAUGAGAAUAGGGAAAAGUUAUCUCCCCAAGAAGCUGCAAGGUUAGCGGCAGAAAAAAGAUUCCAAGAAUCAAACGAAAAAUCUACAAGAGGUGAACUAGGUAAAAAAUUAGCACAAGAAAGAGCAAAGAGUUCAAGAGCUCAUAUACUACAGGAAGCUGAACAAAAAGAGGCCGAAAACAAUAAUACACCUUUGGUUUAUGACUAA